Molecule: messenger RNA, 635 nt
Organism: Babjeviella inositovora NRRL Y-12698
Lineage: Eukaryota; Fungi; Ascomycota; Pichiomycetes; Serinales
Exons: 2
Coding region: 1-402 (133 amino acids)
Source: RefSeq, a predicted model, not a curated record
AUGGGUAUCUGCCUAUCUUGCUUGCGUCCCGAGGAGGAUGAAGAAAACCCACAAUUGGGCGAACGGACGCCGUUGCUCGGGCAGAAUACCUUGAAACAGGAAGAGAUCGCAGCUGAGAACCGACAGAAGGAGCUCGACACGAUUGUGAGCGACUUGACUGAAAACUUAAUCGACGUCACCACGUUCUUGCAGGCGCCAGACGAGGGCGAGGUCGAAGAAACAGGAGCUGAAGAGGAAGCCGAACUGCAGCACGAGGCACCAAAGCAGUUACCGUUCACCUUGAUGACCGAGGACCACAAGCGCUCGUUACGCCAGAUUAGUCAGGAAGUAUCGACGAUAUUGGAACGGGAAUUGACAGUAAACAGUGUUGGUGCGUUGGUCCUUGAUUUUGGGGCUGACUAAGCAGUGAUGGCAACAACCGUUCGCAGAACAAUCUACACUCAGCAAAUAACCCCGAGACACUACCUCCAGGGAAGGGCUGCUGUCAGUCAUUUCCAUCGGGAGACCGAGUGCCUACAAAAAACGAGGUUGUACAAUACGACUAAGAGAAUACGCAGGGUGAUAUCGCGUAGCUGAAAAUUAUGGGGCUUAGGGUCUAAUUGAAGUAACUAAUUUAAUGGGGCACGUAGAUACGG